This is a messenger RNA of Gregarina niphandrodes, 4473 nucleotides long. RefSeq names its product Sec7 domain protein. Bases 1 to 4473 code for a protein of 1490 amino acids. Lineage: Eukaryota; Apicomplexa; Conoidasida; Eugregarinorida; Gregarinidae. Gene Ontology annotation, biological process: regulation of ARF protein signal transduction. The record is from RefSeq and is a predicted model, not a curated record. Gene Ontology annotation, molecular function: guanyl-nucleotide exchange factor activity. The transcript is spliced from 5 exons.
AUGGCUGCAGCGUUGCCGUUGCAGAAGCUCAGUGACCAGGCGCUCCGGGACAUUACGGCGAGUCUGUUGGACGCCCUUUGGAGCUCAUUUGAGACGACUUAUUGGGAGUUGGAGAACCCGGCAGAGGCGAGUCAGAACGUAGGUGGGGAAGGUGUUUUCAGACGAGAAAUAAUUAACACUCGUGUGUUGUCGCUCGUGUUACGAAAGUCCUCGGAAGUCACGUUCAAUGUGCGCAAUUUGAUCGACCUUAUUGUGGCCAUAUCGGAAAGCUUCACUACCACACCAAUGGAUAACAACGUGAUUAGAAUGCUUAAGACGAAUCUGGAAAUACUUACCCAAAUAUUUAACUCAGCGGCGCCCAUAUUGAAGCAUACCAAAACAUGCCUUAACACCAUAGAACGAAAUCUAGCUGACGAUCUUUACAGAAUGAUGUGCACUCAGAAUGUUAAGUAUGUAGACACUCUCUUGCCAUACAUGUUCUAUACGUGUGCCAUUUUCAAGCAUACCGACGCGUGUCCCAUACCCCCAUACGAUGCGACGGUACAUUUGUCAAUUAAUUUGUAUUGUAAGAUCACAACAGAGUUCCGCCGUAAUUUAAGUCGUCACCGAGGGUUCUACUUAGAAUAUAUGUUCAUUCGAUUGAUGCUAACAAGUCCCGUGGAGACGCAACUGAUAUUAGUGAAGUCAUUAUAUCAGAUCUUAUUGGUGGAUCGUCGUGUAUUUGAGCGCUUGUUUAUAACGCAGGAUUGUGUACUUUAUCGUCCUAAUGUUGUUCAGAACAUUAUUCAGAGGUGCUCCUGUUUGGUAUUGUGUGACCAAUAUGGCUUAAAUUUUGAUGUUCGAUCGCACUUGGCUAAUUUUCUAGGAGCGGUUACUCAUACACUCAGAACUUGGGUUAUGGAAGACCAACAGAAUGGGGCCACUACCUUUCAUACAAAUGUACUAGACUUCCUUCCUGACUGGUUACCUUGGAGUGGUUGGAGUGGACGUACUAAGCCGACAGUGGAAAUGGCUGAUGUAGCUCUACCGAUAGAAGUCUGUUUAAAAUAUAAGUCGUUGAUGUUCCAUUACCUAGUACAAUUUGAGAAGAGACCUACAUGGUGUUUGAAUAAGCUGAUUGAGGCAAGGUUACUUAAGAAUGAUGUGAUCAGUAUUUGCAACUUUUUCAAAGAGCCUGAGUUGCCAAUUAGUAAAGUAGGUCUGGGAAAUUGGUUCGGUGAAAAUAACCAGUUUCAUAUUGAUUGCCUCCGAGAGAUAUUGAGCCGUAUGGAUCUAUCAGGUAUGGGCAUAGAAGAGGCCCUACCUCGGUUCCUUAAUUUAUUUAGGCUGCCGGGAGAGGCGCAAAAGAUUGAUCGGAUAGUGCAGCAAUUUUCGAAAACUUACGUCAGAGACAACCCCACCUUUCUUACCGAUGGCUGCAGACGUAACCUUAGCUACAACGGCACUUCAACGGCCGGUAGGAAUCCUACCAUUCAAGGAUUCAGUGCUGAAUCUACGGGCGACGGCCCUCUUAUCAAAACAGCUGGGUCGGACCACCUCGGAGGGCCACUGAGCCGAGUCCCAGAACAAACCCACUUACUGCCCGGCAAUUCGGCCCCCAAUUCAACCGCCAAUUCAGCCGCCAAUUCAGCCGCCAAUUCAGCCGCCAAUUCAGCCCCCAAUUCAGCCGCCAAUUCAGCCACCAAUUCAACCGGCCACAUCGCGAUAGGUAAUGGCACAGAUGUCAGCGUUGCAGAUGUCAGCACAGCAGGUAUUAGCACAGCAGGCAUUAGCCCAACAGGUGUUACAACAGCAGGUAUUAGUACGGUUGACCGAGGUGGCAGUAGCGGUACUGUUGGCGUGGACUGUGACGUUUCGGGCCUGAGUGCGACAGGAGACCAAGGGCGAGAGAGCAUGUUCAUUUCUAACGUCAACGCGAACGUCAACGCGAACGUCAAUAGUGUGGAACGAAUGGGAGUGGAACGAAUGGGAGUGGAACGAAUGGUAGAGGAUCAGAUCUCUACCGAGGAAUUAACGGACUUGGCAUAUAUAAUCUGUUUUAGCGUGAUCAUGUUGCACACGGAUGCUCACAGCAAGGAAAUUCGUCCAGAAGCUAAGUUGUGUCAGGAUGAUUUUGUAAAGAACACACAAGCAUGUGAUGGUGGAUCGGCAAUCCCCUCAGCGUACUUGGAGCAUUUGUACGCGCGCGUGACGGAGACAGAAUGGACGAUGCAAGAUCCGGGCUACGUGGCUGGAUUACCCUCCGUUAGUCUUGGUGCUAAGAUUAGCUUCGAAGCUCUUUGGAAUGAGGUGGAAAAUAAACUCAAGACAAACCGUGAACGCUCUGGGUUCCAAACAGACCUUGGUGCCUCGAACUGCCUCUCAUCCCGGAGCGGUCUGGGAAAGGCUGGAACGUCAUCGGUAGUCGAAACGACCACUUCUCGGUUGUCUGGAACGGUAGGAAUUGGAGCGACAGGAAUUGGAACGGUAGGAAUUGGAGCGACAGGAAUUGGAGCGACAGGGAUUGGAGCGACAGGGAUUGGAGCGACAGGAAUUGGAGCGGCGGAGUUGCAGGAGAGUCCGGGUAAAUUGCGAGAGGCGGUGGAAAACGUGUCGGCAUCUCCGUUGAGCAAGAAGUCGGACCAAAGUAACCCGGGCGGUGAGGCGAGUGGUGUUUUAUUGGACGCAUCAGACGCGAUAAACCAGGCGGUGAAGGCCGUGUUGUCGACCGUGGUGCGUUGCAACAUGAUUCGGGCUUUGAAAGUAGACGCGUUGCCCCAGGAUGUAUUCGUUAACUUUCCGGCAGCACUCGUAGAGGUGGAGGUGGAAAAUGGUUGGGAAGGCCGGUCAGUGGACCUGAAUCCCCAAUUGUUGGUGCACCCGGUAGUGGUGGAGGGAGUGGGGAACGGCGUAGACCUACCACAGCCGGUGUUCCAGUCCAAUUUGGACACGGUCGUAGGAGCGCGGGGAGCGGCCAUGGGAGCGUUAGAAGCAUGCGGUUCGAUCGCCGUGUUGGUUGGGAACCAAAGACUCUUCCAAGAAGUGUUAGCCGCACUCGCCGCCAUUAGUGGAUUGCUCAUGGCCGUACCACCACACAGUUUUCACGCUUUGAGUUGCGAGAGCUGGCGCAUCCUCUGCGCCCUCGCCACCUCCUGCGUCGAGGGCAUCGGCAGCCUCUGGCACUGCCUUACCAUCUGCGUUUCCGAAAGCGAGCCUCCACACUGGCUCUCGGUACUUACAACGGACUCCUGCCGCCUCUCUGGCAAGACCAUCCUCGCCGAGGCGGGACCGCCGGAAGGAGCGCUGGACCGUGCGGAGGUGGAGGUGCAGCCGGAGGCGCAGGGACUGUCUCCGGAAGGAGCGGAGGACCAGGUGGAGGACCAGGUGGAGGACCAGGUGGAGGACCAGGUGGAGGACCAGGUGGAGGACCAGGUGGAGGACCAGGUGGAGGACCAGGUGGAGGACCAGGUGGAGGACCAGGUGGCGUCGGACGAUACAAUAGCGUCGGACGAUACAAUAGCGCCAAAUACUUGGACGAGUCCUCCAACCGAUCCAUCGACCAAAGAUCUAACAGCCGUUUCAUUCGGCCCACAUUCUGAACGACUUGACGCGGAAGAUUUCGAACUCUACGUCUCUGCCAUCUGCUCCGUCUCCCACUCGGAACUUCACGCCCACUACUGCAACCAAUACAGAACCAACAAACCUGCGGAUUCAGAAAAAGCAGUGCGACUCGGCACGCUGCAUAAAUUACUCGAUUUGCAGGAACAAGCCGUUGGGAAAAGACCAAGCGACGAGCUUAAAAAGAUUCUACUCUGUUACAUAUUCCCCCACCUAAUAGAGUCUGCCUCACACCCAGAUAUAAACAUUCAAUUGUACACUGUAGACAUCCUGAAAUUAUCUAUUAACAGUGUGCUGGAUCGUGUGCACACGAUUCCUCAAAAUAAUAUUCUGGAGCCUUUACUUCAAAUUCUUCACAAUAGUAGCGAAAUAACACGCGAAUUCAUUGUCCGAAUUGUUACAAACCUGGUAAAGUCUCGUGGACACCUUUUAUAUGAUGGGUGGGCAAUAUUGCUGCAAAUUUUGUCAGCAUAUAUUCCUUCAAGCGAAGACAUUCAGGGGUAUGACUGGAAGGACUCUGCAAAUGCCACAAGAGAACGCAUCAUAAAUGGUUACAGAAUACUGGAACACUCUCUUGAGCAUCAUCUGAUCGUGCUCUUUGGCCACUUCGAUUUGCUAGUCAAGGCAAUCAGCGCGUACCUCAACUGCUAUGUGCCGGUUGUCAACAAAACUGGCUCAGGCGUGGAAACGAAUCUUUACGACUUUUCACGUCUCUCGCUUGACGCCAUCUCACUGAUCAGCAACCUAGCCGGGAUUGUGUCUGGCUUGAAGGAGAUUAACUACGAACAAGGAGCUAGAUCUCCGUAUGACAAUUCCCCGGACCAGGCUGUCGCUACUUCAAAAGUUGCCCGCUGGCCGAGCGGAUUUGUCAACUAA